Macroventuria anomochaeta is the source of this 4146-nucleotide messenger RNA. RefSeq lists its product as uncharacterized. NCBI's taxonomy places the organism in Eukaryota, Fungi, Ascomycota, Dothideomycetes, Pleosporales, Didymellaceae. The transcript is spliced from 4 exons. The coding region runs from base 214 to 4146 and encodes 1310 amino acids. The record is from RefSeq and is a predicted model, not a curated record.
CAAGUGCGUCAGCAGAUUUCUGAUCUUUCCUCAACUUCGACCAGCUACGAGGAUCUCAUCCGCCGCAAAGAGAGCGAACUGGCCAUCCUGAAGGCGGAUUUGAAGAAGUACGAGUCUGAUCGGCAGAUCUUCGAUGCAGAAAAGCAGACCCUUGCCUCGAAACACGAUGGUCUCCAAAGCCGCCUGCGCGAGGCCAAUGCCGAACUCGAAGCCAUGCGCGCCCAAAAGCAGCAAUCAGAUCGUGAAGCUGCAGAUGCCAAACGCCUUCUCGAGGACCGGGAAACUGAGGAUGCGCAGUCAAAGCUACUUCAGGAACAAAUUGAGCUCCUCAAGUCUGAGAUGUUCGAGGUUCAGAAGGAGCUCAGUCGCGAGAGGCAAUCUCGUGACGACGUGGAAAUGCUCGGUGAGCACAAAUACGACACACUCAAGCGCGACUACAAUGCUCUGAAUGAGUCCAAGAUCACCAUCGAGAAGGAGAUGUAUGCUCAGCAAGAUGUUCUGCGCCGCGCAACCGAAACUCGUACUGCGCAUGAGCAAGAACGCAAGGAGUACCAGGGCGAGCUCCGAAAUCUGCGAGAGCAGUACCUCAAGUUGCAGGAAGAAAAGAUGGAUGCUGAUGCCGAAGCCGAACGUACUCAGUCACGUCUGGCACUGGAGAAGCACGCUGCACAGGAAGAGGAACUCGAGCUCAAGGAUCAGCAACUUGACCAACUUGAAGCCGAGCGUGAUGACCUUGCUGAGCAAGUGCACAACCUGACUCAGAUGCUUGCUGAUGCAGAAGGCUUCAGGGAACGAAACGACCAACAGAAGGAACGUCUUGAGCGUGAGCUGGUCACCGUCAAGGGGCGACUUACAGCUUCCGAGAAUGACAACCGCGCACUGCUCAACAAAGUCCAACAAAAGAACCUCGACAUUGCUCGAAGUAACUCACGUGCCGGCGAGACCCAGCGCUCCAAGAUCAUCCAAUUGACAAACGAAAAAUCCAAGGUCGACGAAGACAACAAGCGCCUGUACCGUCAGCUCGAGGACGCUCAAGUCACCAUUGCAUCGAUGGAGAAGCAGAAAGAGAAGCUAGAGCUUACUCUCGAAGACUUGAACCACGAGAUCAACCGCGAGGCGAAGAGCAACCGCACCGCUGAGAAGGCGUCUUCUACUGUCAACCUCCAGCUUGCAGAAGUCAACCGCAAGCUUGAAACUGAAAGACAGUUACGCACCCAGGCUCAAGCAAACACCCGCGCUGUCCAAGCGACAUUGGAUAACAACAACCGCGAGCUCGAAGAGUGCCACAACCAGCUCAUGCUCCUCCGCAAGGUCUUUGACCCAGAGUCUGCAGACGUCGCCGUCACCUACGAUGCUGCCAAGCCACAGAUCUCCAGGGCUGUAGAUGUCGCGGAGCGUCUCGAGGCUGCCAACCAGGCUUUACGCGUGGCUGUGGAGCGAUACAACCGCGCAGAAGCUCAGCUGGACGACCUCCGAGAGAGGCACGAGGGUGAGAUCAAUGAAUUGGAUACACGCCAUGCCAACUCGAAGCGGGCUUUGCUAGAGGAGAUGAACAGCAGCCAGGUGAAUCAAGCGAACGCAAACCGAUCGCCGACACACAAGAGUAACGCAACAAACGAUUCCGCCCGCUCUGACCGCACAGUCGACACCAUCUCUUUCAACAACCGCAUGGACAUGGCUGCCGAGCUCGAACUUGCACAAAACCAGCUGCAGAUAUCGGAAAUGCGAAACGCGCACCUGCAGAGCCAACUCGAUCAAUCUCCUGUACGCAAUAACAGUUGGCAAGAGGAAAGCCCAUCGAUGAGGCGAGUGCAGAAACUGGAGCGCGAGAACUUCCGUCUCCAUGACAUGCUCGACGACUCCGCGAAGAAGGUCUCCUCACUCGAGCACAGCCUACGCUCAGGACAGCUGUCCUAUCAAGAAGUGCAAACAAAGUCACACGAAGAGCUCUUCGAGAUCUUGAAGUCACAGGAACAGUCGCGCAAAUCUAUCGUACAAGCACACAACAAUGCCAUCAACGAGCUGGCAGACGCAAAGACUGCCUUUGAUGACGUCAAGCAAAUGAAAGCGGCUUUGGAAGCCGAGCUUCGCGAAGUCUCGACUGAGUUGGACGCGUUCGCUUCUGAGCGCGAGCAAGAACAAGCCAACCACAACCAGCUCUUGCAAGAAUUUGCUGAUCUGCAAAUCCGACUGGACGACGAGACAUCUACCUUGCUUGACGUUCAAUCCAGCUUGAGCUUAUAUAAGAACCGUGCUGAUGAGUACUUCAACAAACUUGAACAAGCUGAGAUCGCCGUGCUCAAGGCUUCUCGCGCUGAGCAAUUCGCCAGGACACAAGCACGCGAGGCCGAGGAGACCUGCGCUACUUACAUGGCGGAGCGCAAGGAGAUGGACGGUAUGGUUGAGGACUUCCAAAGACAAGUCCAACAGUAUGAAGAACGUGUCGAGGACCUCUCAACCGAUCUGCAGGCCGCGCUGCAAGCCAAGAAGCGGCUGCAAAACGAGCUCGAGGAUUACAGAAGCCAGCAUGCGCACGACAUCGAAGAUGGCGAGAGCUCGCUAGAGCAAACGCGCAAGAAGUACCAGACCGAGCUUUCGACAUUGACAAACGAGCUCGAACAAGAGCGCGAGACAAUCAUCUACAUUCGCGAGGAGAAUGGACGCCUGCGCGAAGAGAUCGAGGAGAUGAGGAGCAAGUGGGAUGACGAGGUGCUCAACUCGUCCACAUGGGCGAAGGAGAAGAAUCGCCUGGAGAUGACCCUCCAGGUGGUGUCCAACUCUCGCGAUGAGGCAGCCAAUGCUCACAACGAGGCUCAAUCUAAGAUCGUGAACCUCCUGUCUCAGGUCCGUAACCUCCGCACUAACGUCGACGACCUUGCCGCUGAACGCGACUCCGCCAUUGAGGAGAAGAAGCGCCUUGAGACCCGACUGCAGGAGGCAGCGGCUCGACUGGAUGACCUGUCGCGGUCUGAGUCACCGGCUAUGCGUAACGCCGCUGCCUACGAUCGUGAGUUGCUCGAACUCAAGUCUGGUCUUGCCCAGCAGGAAGACAUCGCAGCUGCCGCCGUUGGUAAGAUGCGGCGUGCUGAGGCUUUGGCACAGGAGCUGCAAAAGGACAUAAUCGCCGAACGCGAGGCGAACGUCCAGUUGCACAAGGAGAAGGGUCUUGUCGGCAAAAAUCUCAAGGAUCUUCAGCUUCGUUUGGUGGAUCUCGAAACCAAGGGCUACAGCGGCUCGGCUGGCAAGGACGUCCGCUUUCUCCACGGACGUAUUCAAGAGCUCGAGAAAGCCCUUGAGGACUCUGAAUCGACACGUCUUUCCGACUCUCGCGCCGUUCGCAACGUUGACCGAACAGUCAAGGAUCUGCAGUCUCAGAUCGAGCGUCGCGAGAAGCAGAACGCCUCCGUUACCGAAGACCUCAACAAAGCCCGCGACAAGAUCGCUAAGCUGCUUUCCACCAUCGAUGAGCUGCAGUCGUCCGACUCAGGGAACCAGCUUGCCGCUAAGCGCGCCGAGCGCGAACUCCGUGAGGAGCGCGAGAAGAGCGUCAAACUCGAGCGCGAACUCGAAAACUACAGGAACAUGCGCGUCGAGCGCAGGAGCCAACUCGGUAUCCCAGGCAUCGCGGCCAGUGACGCUGGCGAUGCACGAUCGCGACGCGGUUCCUCCAUUGGUCUCCUCAUGGGCGAGAUGGGCGAAGCUGCGCCCAGCGAGAAGAAGUACGGCAGCUUCCAAGAGGAGAAGGAGAAGAGUACGAGUACUGUCACUAUCGAGAAGACGAAGCCGACGUCGAUGUCCAGGGCGUUGGUCAUUGCUGGUGCGGGCAUGAGGAGGAAACAUAGUUAUGAUACUGGAGUUGGUCUGCUGGAAGACAUCGAGGAGGUCGAUUCUGUGCUCGAAAAGGACUCUUUGCUGGAACAGGCCUUCCUCGACGAAGGCGCUGACGAAGACUAUCUGGAGGAAGGGGAAGAUGAGACUCUGGUUGAGGUUGAUGGCGAGCUCUACAAGGAAAAGGAGGUCGCGAUUGAAGUCUCGGACUCCGAGCCUGAGAGCGAUGUUGAGUCUGAUACUGGGCCUCAGGAAGGGUGUGGGGUCAAGCGCAAGAGGACCAUUAGGGUUGUUAUCCGGUCAAGGGCGUUCAUAUGA